AUGGCGACCAACGCUGUCGUACCGCAAAGCGAUAAGAUUGCUGCUCGCGAAGCAAAGAGGCAUGUUAUGGAAGCGCAGAAGGUGUACGGCCGUGGCAAGGCCGUGCAUACUAAAUCAAUCAAGGACAAGAAGCUGCGCGGGAAUCUCAAGGCUGUCGAAGCAAAGUACAAGGCCGCAGCGCUGCGGGCGAAGGAUGCGGAGAUUCUGCUGGAACACGACGCCGGGUAUCUCGAGACGGAGGGAGAGCUCGAAAGGACAUACAAGGUCCGACAGGACGAGAUCCAGCAAGGAGUGGGAAUCGAGACGGCCAAGAAGGGAUUCGAGCUGAAGCUGACGGAGCUGGGUCCCUAUCGGGCAGACUACACGAAGAACGGACGAAACCUGCUCCUUGCGGGACGAAAGGGACAUGUUGCGACUAUGGACUGGCGGGCAGGCAAGCUGGGGUGCGAGCUGCAGUUGAACGAGACUGUCCGUGACGCCAAGUGGCUGCACAACAAUCAGUUCUUCGCUGUGGCUCAGAAGAAGAACGUUUAUAUCUACGACCAGAGCGGACUGGAGCUGCAUUGUCUCAGCAAGCACGUCGAACCACUCUUCCUUGAAUUCCUGCCAUAUCACUUUCUUCUAGCCAGUGCGCAAAUGAGCGGCUUCCUCAAAUAUACCGAUACCUCGACGGGUCAGACCGUUGCCGAGCUGCCUACCCGGCUCGGAUGCCCGACGUCGCUGAGCCAAAAUCCGUGGAAUGCCAUUCUCCAUGUCGGGCACCAGAACGGAACAGUGACGCUGUGGUCGCCCAACUCGCAGACGGCGCUCGUCAAGGCGCUCGUCCACCGCGGUCCGGUCCGUUCGAUGGCAAUCGACAGGCAGGGUCGGUACAUGGUUUCGACUGGUCAAGACAUGAAGAUGAACGUGUGGGAUAUUCGGAUGUUUCGGGAGGUGCAUUCGUACUCGUGCCACCAGCCCGGCUCCUCUGUUGCUAUCAGUGAUCGUGGCCUCACCGCAGUCGGCUGGGGCACGCAGGUCAGUGUUUGGCGGGGUCUUUUUGAUGCGGCACUUGCCGACCAGGGCAAAGUCCAGAGCCCAUACAUGGCCUGGGGCGGGGAGGGCCAGCGCAUCGAGAACUUGGGGUGGUGUCCGUUCGAGGAUGUGUUGGGUGUCAGUCACGACCAGGGGUUCUCGAGCAUCAUCGUGCCGGGUGCGGGUGAGCCCAACUUCGACGCGCUGGAAGCCAACCCGUACGAGAACGUCAAGCAGCGCCAGGAGGCGGAGGUGCAGGGCCUGCUGAACAAGCUGCAGCCAGAGAUGAUCUCACUGGACCCCAACUUCGUCGGCAAGCUCGACACCAUCAGCGACAAAAAGCGCCAGGAGGAGCGCGAUCUCGACCGCAAGCCCGAGGACCCGAUCGAAAAGCUCAAGAAUCGCGGCCGCGGCCGCAACAGCGCCCUGCGCAAGUACCUCCGCAAGAAGGGCCGCGGCAAUGUCAUCGACGAGAAGCGCCUCAAGGCCGAGGCCUUGCACAAGGAGCGCACCGCCCGCGCAAAGGAACGGCUGCGUGCGGAGCGGUCCGAACUGGGGCCUGCUCUGGGACGGUUCGCGCGGUAG
Penicilliopsis zonata CBS 506.65 is the source of this 1599-nucleotide messenger RNA. RefSeq lists its product as hypothetical. Gene Ontology annotation, molecular function: protein binding. Gene Ontology annotation, cellular component: small-subunit processome; 90S preribosome; nucleolus. The record is from RefSeq and is a predicted model, not a curated record. Gene Ontology annotation, biological process: maturation of SSU-rRNA from tricistronic rRNA transcript (SSU-rRNA, 5.8S rRNA, LSU-rRNA). The coding region runs from base 1 to 1599 and encodes 532 amino acids. The transcript is spliced from 2 exons. Lineage: Eukaryota; Fungi; Ascomycota; Eurotiomycetes; Eurotiales; Aspergillaceae.